Manduca sexta (tobacco hornworm) is the source of this 3584-nucleotide messenger RNA. RefSeq lists its product as uncharacterized. The record is from RefSeq and is a predicted model, not a curated record. The transcript is spliced from 4 exons. Bases 1034 to 1441 code for a protein of 135 amino acids. Lineage: Eukaryota; Metazoa; Arthropoda; Insecta; Lepidoptera; Sphingidae.
CGAGAUAUGUGGUAUCCCUAAUAUAAAAAACGAAAACCUAUUUCAAGUAAUAGAAAAUAUUGCAAAGCACGCAAACAUUAAGCUAAAUGUUAAUUCUGAUAUAGACUUUAUUACUCGCGUCGCUUCACGAAAUAAAAAUGAUAAAAAAAAGAAUAUAAUAGUCCGGUUCAUGUCUAGAUACCGUAAGAAUGAUUUUUUGUCUAAAAUAAGGCAAUUAAAGGAUCUUUGAGCCGCUAGUAUUGGAUAUCCCAGUAACCAAUCACCGAUUUUCUUUAAUGAACUUUUAACGAGUGCAAAUAAACUGUUACUUCAACAAGCAAAAAUGAAAGCGAAAACAUGUGGUUGUAAGUUUGUUUGGGUAAGAAAUUGUAGUAUAAUGGUACGUCGCAAUGAAACUAGCCCGGUGCUUCAUAUUAAUUCCAUGAAGGAUUUAUCCAAGAUGAAAUAAGAAUUAUAUUAUUGUUUUUAAAAUAUUUUGUAAAGUGCCACUUAAGGUUAAUAAUUUUUUUAGUUGGUAACUUGAGAUUAACCUCGAUUGUUGUUGUUCUAUUGGAGGUCCUCUUACCAUUAUGUAAUUGUCAUCCCAAUAUGAGUUGUCUAUCCAUGACAAGAUACUAUUUUUCUGACAUUUGUUUUUGUGCACUGUGUCUUGCUUUUUGUGUCUUUUAUGGAUGUAAGUCAUCUGAUUUGAUUUAGUUUGAAGUUAUGAAUUUUGUGAAUUUAUACUUUUAUUUUGUUAUAUUCAAAAUGCUUAUAGUUAACAUUAAAAUUCCAACGUAACUUAACCGUAUACUAUCAAAACGUAAGAGGUUUGAGAACAAAAACCAUUACAUUUUAUAAUAGUAUUUUACGUAAUAAUUAUGAUAUCGUAUGUAUCACCGAGACAUGGCUGCUUCCGAAAAUUUUAGACUCUGAAAUAUUUGAUUCUCGUUACGUAGUAUACAGAUGUCAUAGAGAUUAUAUCACAAGAGGAGAUAAUAUAGGUGAAGGUGCUCUGAUUGCUAUACAUAAGGAAUUGACUAUUUGGAAUUUCAUGAUCAUUCCGACGUUAAAUACGGCUGCUGAUAUAGUAUCCAUCACUUUUUCCUACGCAUUAAGUCAACACGUUAUGCAUCGAGUAGACGGCGAGAAGCUUGGCGGUCCGAUGUCAGCAUACAGCACAAUUCAAUUUACAGUCCAAAAACAUCAUUUUAUUCGGGGAAAAAUAAAGAUUCGUUGCUCAGCAAAUAUGUACUCAAUAUAUUUCAAGAGUACAGAGAAAACUGCAGAAGAAGAGAGAAUAAGAACCACUCCCGCCACCUUACCAGAGGUGAAUAACGCAGUUGUGUAUUCUAUACAUCGAACGCCACCGACACAUGCGAGUGCCGCGGACAAGGUCGUCUCAGCAAAAUUAUACACGAUUAUAAUGUUCACACUUUUCUUACCGACAGUAUUGAGAUAAAUUUAUCAGAAUCUCCUAGGUAGUCACAAAAUUAAAUUAUAAUCGCUGUGUUCUGAAGAACUCGCAGAACCAAUGGCCCUGUUUCUACGACUGAAAAAAAUAUCUUCUCUAUAUUUACACUGUUAAUACUUUGUAGUUGUGCCAACCCGAAUUUAUGUGUUUCAUUAAAUGAAACACAAUUAUAUACGAGUCUAAUUCGGUUUCAUGGUAGAAACAAUUGCAGUGAAUCAUUUUUGCGCGGACAGUUUGUCGGUUUGUAAUUAUUUAAGUUAGUCACUAAAUACAAUAUUAUUCUAAAAGACUCAUCGGCCGGGGAGGGAUUCCUGGCCCAAUCUAUAUUCAAAACCAUGUAUCCAAUUACUUAGUGUGUCCGAUUACUAGACAUUUUAAAACUCAACAUUCGUCUCAGGAUCAGCGCAGUGCGAACACAGACAGUAAUUAGCAAUUUAAUCUUCUGGAUGGUAGUCCUACUGUUCAUGGAGAGUUGCGCUUACCUCCAAGCGAGACUCUUGCUCGUCAUCCAGUAAUAUAAAAACAAAUCUUUACGUGGAUAUCCAUGUUCUAUUCCAUGAUGUCAUGUCAUGGAAACAGUUCGCGUCAUGAGAGUCCACUCAUUACAUUUCUAUGUACCAAUUCGGAAAUAAAGGCAUAAUAGGACAUACGUUUUUUAUAAAAUUUUGUCAACAAUGUAUUUAUGAAAUACAUUUUAUAUUGAGAUAUCAAAUUUGUUAUAAUAUAUGAAACAUAACAGUAGUUUAUUCUCUUGAACAACACGUUUUGAAAGCCGCUUUGCCAAAGAUUUCAUAAUGACUUUACAUAUUUAUUAAUUUGACUCGUGUCAGUUUUACAACAUGUAAGUAAAAGUUCGUGGAAUUUAAAUAAAAAAGUUACAUCACUACUUAACUCCGAUUCGCCGUGUUGCUCUAUGCUACUUAAAGAAAAAUUAAUGAAAUGAACUGGAAGAUUGAAUUUACUUAUACAUUGUUAAAUGGGCUCAAUCUCGCUAAUAACCUACACCUCAUUAUUAUCUUUAAAUCUGUUAAAGUAAAUAUUGUUUUGAAUAAGUUGUAUUUUCACGUACGUGUAAAUGUUAGCCAAUAAAUAAUAAUUUUAGGAAAUUGUUUCGACAAUUAGGUAUAAUCAAUGGAUUUUAAUACAAUAAGUAUUGUUUGUUAAUGUAGUGUCCGAUAUAUUAUAUCCCGAGGAAUUCUAUGACAUAGCAUUUCAUGACACAUCUAAACAAUAACUGGAAUGCUUAAGUAUUUCGCAAUUCGUAGAAUUAGGCGUCCCGCAGAUGGUGUGGAGAAACACUACUAUUAAACUGCUGGGUCUGUAAGUUUCAUAGUAGUGUACUUUCAGCAUCUGAUUUGUCAAUCGAUCAAAAUGUCGGCUAAUUGAAAUUUGGUUGGAUUGAUAAAUACUGAGCCGGCGAUUUAUUUAUAGUGAUUCGUGCUGGUAACAGCUCAUUAACUGCUGUAUGCACUGAUUCCCGUUUAUUUUGGGACCAGGAACUAGUUAAGACGCUGCGUAGAUGCUGUCAAUUUGCUGCACAGGAUCACUAACAAGUGAUUCCUAAGAACUGUUGAUUUUGACAAUUAGUUGAGCAAAUUUUCAUUAUUAUAACAAUCGUAUCAAAUAAAACGGCUUGUUGCCACCGCCUGCGAUUUUGGUGCUACAAAUUGAAAGCGCGUGCGCGGAGCCUAAUCGUUACUAUUUUAUGGCCAGUUCAGAAUUGCUUAGGCAUUAACGCGUAAUGAUCACCCGUCUGGUGGUGAUAUGGAAAUACAUUCUUUACUUGUCGGUAUUUGACUUUAACGAACAAUCGUGACAUGACAAUAAGAUCGCUAUUUCAUAGAAUGCCUAUCGAUUUCGUCAUGCGGAUGAAAUCGGUAUAGCCUAUACGUAAAAGGCAUGGCAACGAGAUGAUUUACUGUACCAUUUAUUAUCUGUGACUGCUUUCUUGUAAAGUUUUAAAAUAAAAUGUAUAAUCUUAAGGGGUUAGCUAUUCAUUGUUAUUGUAAAUAACUACAGCUUCAAUAAAACGGAACAGUCGAUUUUUAGAAAUCAAUGAAACACAUUGGAUGAAAUUAAUAAAAUUGUAAUAAAAUCCCUGAUGAUAAAUAAAUUAAAUGUGGAAUGCAAA